Molecule: messenger RNA, 4279 nt
Organism: Marmota monax (woodchuck)
Lineage: Eukaryota; Metazoa; Chordata; Mammalia; Rodentia; Sciuridae
Gene: Osbpl5
Product: oxysterol binding protein like 5
Exons: 26
Coding region: 383-3262 (959 amino acids)
Biological process (GO): phospholipid transport
Cellular component (GO): membrane; intracellular membrane-bounded organelle; cytosol
Molecular function (GO): sterol binding
Source: RefSeq, a predicted model, not a curated record
GGCCGCGCCGCCAGCUGAGCCCCGCGCCCGGCCGGCCCGGCCCGGAGCACCGAGCGCAGCCCGCACGCAUCGCAGUGUGGAGCCUGGGCCCCAGGCCCUGUGCGUGAGUGUGGAGUUGCCCCGUGUGCGCGUCCCAGCUGAGAGGCUGGCCCGAUCUCCAGGGCCAGGCUUGGAUGAGAGGUCCUACAGGAUAAAACAGCGACUCCAGUUUGGACUUCUUUGUCCACUGUGCUAGCUGGAGAACCUGCCCUCCAAGGCCUGGCCUCCCUGUCCUCCCAGCAGUGACGGGCUGCCUCUUCCUGCCCACCUGGUUCUCCAGCCUGCAGCCUGCAGUGGCGGGAUUGAUGUGCUGCCUCUUGGGAAGCCCCCCAGCACCCACGCCAUGAAGGAGGAGGCCUUUCUCCGGCGCCGCUUCUCACUGUGUCCGCCGGCCUCCACCCCGCACAAGACCGACCCCCGGAAGCUCACGCGGACCCUGCUCCUGGGCGGUGAGAAUGAGCUCAGCCCAGUCAGCCCAGCCCAGCUGCACAGGGACCCAGGACGCUGUCCCACCACCUCCCUCAGUUCCAGCACUGGGGCCAGUGGCAUCCUUCAGAGGGACACAUGGCCAGCACCCUGGACCCAGCCUUCCUGGAAGGACAUGGAGCCUAAUGGCCUGUCACUGCCAAGAGAUGAAGAGCCCCCCACCUUGGGCUCUACCGCCAAGGUGCCACCGGCAGAGAACAGACUGUGCAAUGGGUCUGACAAGGAGUGUGUGUCCCCGACAUCCAGGGCCUCCAGGAAAGAGACCCUCAAGGCGCAGAAGGAGACCUACCGAAAGGAGAAGAAGCGGGCGACGAAGCAGCUGUUCAGUGCCCUCACAGACCCCAGCGUGGUCAUCAUGGCCGACAGCCUCAAGAUCCGAGGGACCCUGAAGAGCUGGACCAAGCUGUGGUGCGUGCUGAAGCCUGGGGUGCUGCUCAUCUACAAGACGCCCAAGGUGGGCCAGUGGGUGGGCACCGUGCUGCUGCACUGCUGUGAGCUCAUCGAGCGCCCCUCCAAGAAGGACGGCUUCUGCUUCAAGCUCUUCCACCCACUGGACCAGUCAGUGUGGGCCGUGAAGGGCCCCAAAGGUGAGAGUGUGGGCUCCAUCACACAGCCCCUCCCCAGCAGCUACCUGAUCUUCAGGGCCGCCUCGGAGUCGGACGGCCUGCUCCAUGAUUGCUCACCAGGCUGGGGGGGCUCUGUUCCAACCCAGCCUGCAGUGAACCCCAGAAGCACCCCAGAUGUCCCCUGGCAAGAAGAGCAGCUCCAGAGAACCAGGAGCCACCAUCCUGGGCGCUGCUGGCUGGACGCCCUGGAGCUGGCCCUGCGUUGCUCCAGCCUGCUACGGCUGAGCGCCUGCAAGCAGGGCCACAACAGCGAGCCGGGGUCCUCGCCCGACGCGUCGCCAUCCUCGCUGUCCGGACUGCCGGGCUCAGCCGCCGUCCACCCAGACCAGGACCUGUUCCCGCUGAGUGGCCCGUCCCUGGGGAGCCCCCUGGAGCAGGAUGCCUUCUCGGACAAGUCAGAGAACGCCGAGGACUCGGGGGCAGAGACCCAGGACCCCAGCCGCAAGACCAACGGGAGUGGCAGCGACCAGUCUGAGAGCCCCGGGGAGCCCCACAGGGGGACCACCUACGUGGAGCAGGCCCCGGAGGGGCCUGGGGAGCUGGAUGAGGAGCCCCAGGUGGAGACAGUGUCGGAGGAGAACAAGGGUCUCAUAUGGGUGCUGCUGCGGCAACUGCGGCCGGGCAUGGACCUGUCCCGCGUGGUGCUGCCCACCUUCGUGCUGGAGCCCCGCUCCUUCCUCAGCAAACUCUCCGACCACUACUGCCACGCAGACCUGCUCUCCAGGGCUGCCCGGGAGGACAACGCCUACGGCCGCAUGAAGCUGGUGCUGCGCUGGUACCUGUCAGGCUUCUACAAGAAGCCCAAGGGAAUCAAGAAGCCCUACAACCCCGUGCUGGGCGAGAUGUUCCGCUGCUGCUGGAUCCACCCACAGACGCGCAGCUGCACCUUCUACAUAGCAGAGCAGGUGUCCCACCACCCGCCCGUGACGGCCUUCCACGUCAGCAACAGGAAGGACGGGUUCUGCAUCAGCGGCAGCAUCGUCACCAGGUCCAAGUUCUACGGGAACUCACUGUCGGCUCUGCUGGACGGCAAGGCCACGCUCACCUUCCUGGACCGAGCAGAGGACUACACCCUCACCAUGCCCUAUGCCCACUGCAGAGGCAUCCUAUACGGUACCAUGACCCUGGAGCUGGGAGGGUCAGUGACCAUCGCGUGUGAGAAGAACGACCUCCAAGCCCAGCUGGACUUCAAGCUCAAGCCUUUCUUUGGGGGCAGCACCAGCAUCAACCAAAUCUCGGGGAAGAUCAGGUCGGGAGAGAAUGUCCUGGCACAUCUCACUGGACACUGGGACCGAGACGUGUUCAUCCAGGAGGAGGGCAGCGGGAGCGCGGAGCUCUUCUGGACCCCCAGCAGGGAGGUCCGCAGGCAGAGCCUGAAGCGACACACGGUGCUGUUUGAGGAGCAGAUGGAGAUGGAGUCUGAGAGGCUCUGGCAGCACGUCACCAGGGCCAUCCACGAGGGAGACCAGCACAGGGCCACCCAGGAGAAGUGUGUGCUGGAGGAGGCCCAGCGGCAGCGCACCCGCGAGCACCAGCAGGGCCUCACGCCCUGGACCCCACAGCUGUUCCACCUGGACCCGCUCACCCACAAGUGGCGCUACCGAUACGAGAACCACAGCCCCUGGAAUCCCCUGAAGGACGUCACCCAGUUUGAGCAGGACGGGAUUCUGCACACCCUGCAACGGGAGACCGGGGCUCACAAGACCUCCUUCCUGGGCAGCCCGGAGUCAGGGCGUGAGAGGUCUGGCCCAGACCGGCGACUCCGCAAGGCCAGUGACCAGCCGUCUGGCCACAGCCAGGUGACGGAGAGCAGCGGCUCCACACCCGAGUCCUGCCCAGAGAUCUCGGAUGAGGACUGCGACUCUGCUCCCGCUGAUGACAGCCCAUGUCCUCGGUGCAGGAGGGAGGCGCAGCAGCUGCAGGCACUGCGGGAGGCCAUGCUGUCCAUCCGGGAGGCCCAGGAGGAGCUGCACAGGCACCUGUCGGCCAUGCUGAGCUCCGUGGUGCAGGCUGGGCAGCCGGCCCCCGGCCUUCUGCAGAGCCCCCGCACCUGGUUCCUGCUCUGCGUCUUCCUGGCUUGUCAGCUCUUCAUCAACUACAUCCUCAAAUAAGGGCCCCCCGGGGCAGCAGACCCCCCCCCCCGCCUGAGCCUCCCUCCCAGGCACCCAGCACUUUACGCCAGCCCCGCGGAGGCAGAAAGGCCUGGCCAGCUCGCCACUGUGGCAGAGGCCCACGGCAGGAGGGAGGGAGCAGGGGCUGUGGCCCAGGUGUGCAGGCCCUCUGGGGGCACUGGCCUCUCCUGCAGGGCCCUCCGCCCAGGGCGGCCUUAACGCUAAAGCCAAAUGCAGCUUCCAUUGUGUGACACGCACCUCGUCAUUCCCAGUCCAGGCCCCACUUGCCACAGGGCACCAGUGGAUUCGGGGCGGGAGGGCCUGCCCCGGCUGUGGACAGCUACCCGCUGGCAGCGGUGAGUGAGGUUUCAAGGAGAAAGCGGGGAGACCCCAGGAGUCCCUGGCGCAUGGGCCCGACGCACUUCCAGAGACUCUGCUCUCGUUGCUGGGUUGCCCUGAGGGACCCCAGGAGGCUCUGGGACAGGCCGGGGCUCCCCGGGCAAGGACACUUGGGGCAGUUGUUCUGCCACUGUGCUGUUUGGUGGAAGGCCAGGACAGGUAGGUACUGGACCCUCCCCACCGACAGCCAGAUGAGCCCACUGGAGCCAGCUGCCCGCGGGCGAGCAGGAGGGAGCCGGAGGCCAGGGAGAGAGUGAGCAGGAGGGAGCCGGAGGCCAGGGAGGCUCUGGCCAGGCUGCCCGGCCCACACAGUCUCCCCUUCCUUCACACUUCUUUAAUAAUGUGUAACUGCAAUACGUCAGGCGGCCGCGCAGCCGUGAGCCUGUGGCGUCUGGCCCCAGUUCCUGUGUCCAUGGCGCUCUGUGUGCGUGUGCGCGUGUGCGUGUGUGAGCAUCUGCACAUAUUUACAUCUGGAGCCUUAAACUACUCUGUGGGUGCCAUCUCAGCUGUAGCUGACCCUUCAUGUCCAAGUUUUGUACCUCGUUCUUGUCUCGUCCCCUCUCCCCAAGUCGGGGACCUGUCUAUGCUCCAUGCCUUGAAAUAAAUGGAACACAUGUU